Molecule: messenger RNA, 1692 nt
Organism: Phaedon cochleariae (mustard beetle)
Lineage: Eukaryota; Metazoa; Arthropoda; Insecta; Coleoptera; Chrysomelidae
Source: the annotation of a GenBank genome assembly
AUGGAUAAAUAUGUCAACCUGAAGAACCUGAAACCCAAUUAUGAUGCUGGAAUAAGUGGAGGAUCUAGUAGUAAAUUUGAUUUGAAUGACUCCGGUUCCCUAUCAGACUGUUGCAGUAAAAAUAAAAAGCUAAAAUCAAAUCAUGGAGCUGCAGUUGCAGGACCAAGUACUCCUAGUAGUAGUAGUAGUAGUCAUAGUAUGAGUAAGAGUACAUUAUUUGUGGUUACUGAGACUGACUCUGAGGCUGAAGCGGAACUCCAGAAUGUAUCUUUAGAGGUAGAGGUGGAAGAUAAUGGAAGCAUGAUAUUUGACAAAAGCGGAAAUGAAGAAGACGAUACAGAAGACGAGGUGGAAUCUGUUCAGCCUGUGGUUCAGAAAAAGAAACUCAAUAUUCACAAGCAUAAAUUUCAAGAGAAGUGGCUACAGAUUUACCCGUGGUUGAGAUUUGAUAAUAAUAAAUUAUUGUGCUAUCCUUGCAACAACCAUUUAGGAUUCAAAAUCUAUGACAUUAAAAGACAUGACCAUAAAAAAAACUGUUCGAAGCUGAGAAAUACACCAAAAAUAACCAACGUCUUAGAAAGUGAAGCAGUUUUAAAAAAACACCAACAAGUAAAGAGAGCAGAGUUGAAAAUUUGUGCAUUUUUGCAUGAACACAACUUACCUUUUUUAUUAGCAGAUCACUUACCAAAGUUCAUAAGAAGUAUAUGCCCUGACUCAGAUAUUGCCAAAAAUAUCAACUGCAGUCGCACCAAAGCUACAUAUUCAACUAAUGAGUGCAUAAAUCUUGAACAGUUGGAAUAUCUAUCAAAUAUAUUGAAGAAGAACAAGUUUUCAUUGCUCAUUGAUGAAACUACAGAUAUAAGCACUGAAAAAUCUCUAGCAAUGGUGAUAAGAUUCUAUAAUGGUUAUAUUAAAAAGCUCACAUUCAAAGACGCUCAAAGGAAAUGGACUGAAAUAGGUACUAUACUCAAUAGCAUGCCGGGUGCUACCAGAGAUUGGAGGGUUGGAGAAAGGACGAAGUUAAAAGUAAGCAAUAAAAGUAAGCAUGUCAGAGGAACAGGUGGUGGACCCCCAGUCGAAGAGGAAUUGUCUGAACUAGAAGAAGACAUCGUAGACAUUGUAAAAGUGGUUUCCAUCAAGGGUCAUAAGGAAACAGCUGAAUCAGUAGUCAACUUCAAUUAUUCUGAUGAUCACUAUUUUUUAGAGAAUACAGAUGAUGAUCAAGAAAAUGAAGUUUUGAUGAUAGAAGGACCAUCUGCAGUAAAUGAUGGACAGGUUCCAGGAACUUCCAGAGAACCUGUCACAGAAAACAGAAAGGCGGAACCUACUUCAAUUGAAAAACCAAUUCCUAAGAAAAAGAAAUCUUCAACUCUGAGGCACCCUAUCGAUGCAGUAAAUGACUUCAAAGUAGAGGAUUUGGAGAACCCCGAGGAUGACACAUUAUUGAGAGAGGUCAAGGACAUACAUCUCGAUUUAGUGGAUAACUCUCGAAUUUCAAACAGAAAAUGUCAUGUUCUUAUAUAUAAUGAUACCAAAAAAAUUACCCUGAUAAAAAGAACCCUCUGUUGGCUCUUAGACGACAAAAACCCUCGCUUGAGUGCCGAUAGACUGCAGCGAGUUAGAGGCCCCAAAUGCUCUACUGAAGUCUUGAUGCCAAUGAAAGCCAUAGCAGCCAGAAAAAGAAAAAGGUAG